UAAACAGAAAGCACUUGUUUUCAUUCGCCUGCUUUUCUCAAACAAUUUUCCCAACAAAAUUCUCCUUUUUGAGGAUAUCAACAAUGUCGAGAUCACGGAUCUGCUUGGCCGUUGCCACUUUGGCGUUGUUAUUGGUCGCUUCGGCGUUUGCCGAUGACGUCGUUGUGCUGACCGAGGAGAAUUUCGAGAAAGAGGUCGGUAAAGAUCGCGGAGCUCUCGUCGAGUUCUAUGCUCCCUGGUGCGGGCACUGUAAAAAGCUGGCUCCCGAAUAUGAAAAGCUUGGUGCAAGUUUUAAGAAGGCAAAAUCUGUUUUGAUUGGCAAGGUUGAUUGUGAUGAGCAUAAGAGCCUUUGCAGCAAGUAUGGGGUUUCUGGAUAUCCCACCAUCAAGUGGUUCCCUGCGGGAUCCGUGGAGCCAAAGAAGUAUGAUGGUGCAAGAACUGCCGAAGCCCUUGCCGCAUAUGUGAACCUUGAAGGAGGGACAAAUGUCAAGAUAGUUGCACCUCCUUCAAAUGUUGUGGUUCUGACUUCAGACAACUUUGAUGAGAUUGUAAAUGAUGAGACAAAGAAUGUCCUAGUUGAGUUUUAUGCACCUUGGUGUGGUCAUUGCAAGAACCUUGCUCCUACCUAUGAAAAAGUUGCAACAGCAUUCAAGCUGGAGGAAGAUGUGGUCAUUGCAAACCUUGAUGCUGACCAGUACAAGGAUCUUGCAGAAAAGCAUGGUGUAAGUGGUUAUCCUACGUUGAAGUUCUUCCCAAAGAACAACAAGGCUGGUGAAGAUUAUGAUGGUGGCAGAGAUUUAGAUGAUUUUGUUACUUUCAUCAAUGAGAAGUGUGGAACUAACCGAGAUGCAAAUGGACAGCUGACUUCAAAGGCCGGUAUUCUUGAGGACCUUAAUAACUUAGUGAAGGAAUUUGUAACUGCAAAAAAUGAGGAGAAAAAAGCUGUUCUCAAGCGGUUGGUGGAAGAAGCUGACAAGCUGAAGGGUCCCAGUGCAAGAUACGGGAAGAUUUAUGUGAAAGCUGCUAAAAGCUGCAUUGAGAAAGGUUCUGAUUAUGCCGAGAAUGAAGUUCAGCGAUUGGAUCGCAUGCUUGCCAAGUCAAUCAGUGCCUCAAAGGCUGAUGAAUUCACACUGAAGAGGAAUAUCCUAUCAACCUUUGCUUCAGAUCAUUGAAGAAAUGCACAGCUACGACUGCUUCGGGUAUCUGCCUUCAAAAUUUUCCUGGGGAUUUUUCCUUGUCUGGAAAUAUGCAAAGCUUCUUCCUCCAAUUUACUUUCAUCUUACAAUUCUUGCAUCACCUAAAACUCGACCUGGAAGAGCAGGAGUGAUUAUUGUCGUUUACACCGGAUACCACCAAAAACCAAGAAAGCAUCACAAAUACUUGUUUCCACCCCUUAGCAAUAAUGCAAUAUCUAACAUAGGGAAUCUCUCUCGUAUAGAACUUUUGUUUUUGACAAGCGAUAGAGAAACAGCUGAGAGUUUAAUGUAGGAAAUUACCAGUUAUUUAAGCAGUCUGUUUUGUUCUUGCUUAGCAUCCUACAUAUAGAUGGAUAACUUAAUUUUAAGUAGUCUUGUGCACUUAUUUGCUGAGCACAAUCUGGUGAUCGAUUACGUGAAACUACUGUUUUCCAAGCUG
Sesamum indicum (sesame) is the source of this 1635-nucleotide messenger RNA. Its product is annotated as protein disulfide-isomerase like 2-1. Gene Ontology annotation, molecular function: protein disulfide isomerase activity. Gene Ontology annotation, cellular component: endoplasmic reticulum. The record is from RefSeq and is a predicted model, not a curated record. Lineage: Eukaryota; Viridiplantae; Streptophyta; Magnoliopsida; Lamiales; Pedaliaceae. Gene Ontology annotation, biological process: protein folding.